Ochotona curzoniae (black-lipped pika) is the source of this 2785-nucleotide messenger RNA. RefSeq names its product exocyst complex component 3 (gene EXOC3). The record is from RefSeq and is a predicted model, not a curated record. NCBI's taxonomy places the organism in Eukaryota, Metazoa, Chordata, Mammalia, Lagomorpha, Ochotonidae. The coding region runs from base 101 to 2338 and encodes 745 amino acids. Gene Ontology annotation, cellular component: exocyst. Gene Ontology annotation, molecular function: SNARE binding. Gene Ontology annotation, biological process: exocyst localization; exocytosis. The transcript is spliced from 13 exons.
CGGGAGCGGCGCAGUCGGUGAGGUGUCGUCGGUUCUCUAGGCCUGCGGUCCCCGGCACCUCUGGUAUGAGCAGAGUGGAGUCCCUGUCUGGUGGUAAACCAUGAAGGAGACAGACCGUGAAGCUGUCGCCACCGCAGUCCAGCGGGUGGCUGGUAUGCUGCAGCGGCCAGACCAGCUGGACAAAGUACAGCAGUACCGCAGGAGAGAGGCCCGGAAGAAGGCCUCGGUGGAGGCCAGGCUCAAGGCUGCAAUCCAGUCACAGUUGGACGGGGUGCGCACAGGUCUGAGCCAGCUCCACAAUGCCCUAAAGGACGUGCAGGACAUCCAGCAGUCACUGGUGGACGUCAGCAAGGACUGGAGGCAGAGCAUCAACACGAUCGAGAGCCUCAGGGAUGUGAAGGAUGCCGUAGUUCAGCACAGCCAGCUGGCCGCAGCUGUGGAAAACCUCAAGAACAUCUUCUCAGUGCCCGAGAUUGUGCGGGAAACCCAGGACCUGAUUGAGCAGGGGGCCCUCCUGCAGGCGCACCGCAAGCUAAUGGACCUGGAGUGCUCACGGGAUGGACUCAUGUACGAACAGUUCCGCAUGGACAGCGGGAACACACGUGACAUGACCCUCAUCCACGGGUACUUCGGCAGCACACAGGGGCUCUCAGAUGAGCUGGCCAAGCAGCUGUGGAUGGUGCUGCAGAGGUCGCUCGUCACCGUCCGCCGGGACCCCACCCUGCUGGUAUCUGUGGUCAGGAUCAUUGAGAGGGAAGAAAAGAUUGACAGGCGCAUCCUGGACCGAAAGAAGCAGACUGGCUUUGUUCCUCCUGGGAGACCCAAAAACUGGAAGGAGAAGAUGUUUGCCAUCUUGGAGAGAACUGUGACAACCAGAAUUGAGGGCACCCAGGCAGACACUCGGGAAUCAGACAAGAUGUGGCUGGUGCGCCACCUGGAGAUUGUGCGCAAGUACGUGCUGGAUGACCUGGUGGUGGCCAAGAACCUAGUGGCCCAGUGCUUCCCUCCCCACUACGCUAUCUUCAGGAGCCUCCUGCGCAUGUACCACCAGGCCCUGAGCACACGCAUGCAGGAGUUGGCAUCUGAGGACCUGGAGGCCAACGAGAUUGUGAGCCUGCUGACCUGGGUGCUGAACACCUAUACCAGUGCAGAGAUGAUGGGGAACCCGGAGCUGGCCCCGGAAGUAGACGUGCAUACACUGCAACCUUUACUUUCCCCAGAUGUAGUCUCAGAGUUGCUGGACACCUACAUGUCAACCCUCACCUCCAACAUCAUCGCCUGGUUGCGUAAAGCUCUGGAAACAGACAAGAAGGAUUGGAGCAAAGAGACAGAACCUGAGGCUGACCAGGAUGGAUACUACCAGACCACGCUCCCUGCCAUCGUCUUCCAGAUGUUUGAACAAAACCUUCAAGUUGCUGCACAGAUAAGUGAAGAAUUGAAAACAAAGGUGCUAGUUUUGUGUCUUCAGCAAAUGAAUUCUUUCCUAAGUAGAUAUCGGGAAGAGGCUCAGCUGUACAAGGAGGAGCACCUGAGGAAUCGGCAGCACCCGCACUGCUACGUGCAAUACAUGAUCGCAGUCAUCAACAACUGUCAGACGUUCAAGGAGUCCAUCGUGAGUUUAAAGAAAAAGUACUUAAAGAGUGAGGUGGAGGAGGGUAUGGCUCCAAGUCAGCCCAACAUGGAUGGGAUUUUAGAUGCCAUUGCAAAGGAGGGCUGCAGCAGCCUGCUGGAGGAGGUCUUCCUGGACCUGGAGCAACAUCUAAACGAACUCAUGACCAAGAAGUGGCUCCUAGGCUCCAAUGCUGUGGACAUCAUCUGUGUUACUGUGGAAGAUUACUUCAACGAUUUUGCCAAAAUCAAAAAACCAUAUAAGAAGAGGAUGACGGCCGAGGCGCACCGGCGUGUGGUGGUGGAGUACCUGCGUGCAGUCAUGCAGAAGCGCAUCUCCUUCCGCAGCGCUGAGGAGCGAAAAGAGGGUGCUGAGAAGAUGGUGCGAGAAGCGGAGCAGCUGCGCUUCCUGUUCCAAAAGUUGGCAACAGGAUUUGGGGAAGAUGUAGAUGGCUACUGCGACACUAUCGUAGCUGUGGCUGAAGUGAUUAAGCUGACAGACCCAUCCCUGCUGUACUUGGAGGUCUCCACUCUGGUCAGCAAGUACCCAGAUAUCAGGGACGAUCACAUUGGUGCCCUGUUGGCUAUGCGGGGGGACGCCAGCCGAGACAUGAAGCAGACCAUCAUCGAAACACUGGAGCAGGGCCCCACACAGGCCAACCCCAGCUAUGUGCCCAUCUUCAAAGAGAUCAUGGUGCCCAGCCUGAAUGUGGCCAAGCUCCUCAAGUAGCUACAGGCUGCCCACCCAUCUGCAUAGCCUUGCCCCGCCCCCAGAUCGACAGUCGCCACCUCUGCCCAAGCUGUGGGGCCAGGGUGUCCCCUCUGGCCCUGCAGUGGGGUUCAAGGAAUGUUUGGUGUACGGUGGGACUGCUUCAGGCUCUGGAUUCACCUCCUCUACCCCCUCCCUACCCCACCUGAGGAUCCCAGUCAGAAGUCUGAAAUCAAAAUGGCCUCUUUUCUGCUCAUAUCCCCUGACUUGUGUGUGCUGGUCACCAGCGAACCUCACAGCCUAACUGCAGGACACCCUGCUGCCCCGGUCUUUUUUUUUUUUUUUUUUUGUAGAUAAGGAACCCACUCCUCUCUUCUGGCAUCUAGGCACAGGGUCCCAGCCAGGCCGGUUAUGUGGAUAGAUGAGUGCUGUCAAGUGCAAAUUCAGAUAAAAAUCUGUGUGGAUGCA